Molecule: messenger RNA, 3941 nt
Organism: Gadus macrocephalus (Pacific cod)
Lineage: Eukaryota; Metazoa; Chordata; Actinopteri; Gadiformes; Gadidae
Gene: rad52
Product: RAD52 homolog, DNA repair protein
Exons: 12
Coding region: 218-1534 (438 amino acids)
Biological process (GO): mitotic recombination; double-strand break repair via single-strand annealing; double-strand break repair via homologous recombination
Cellular component (GO): nucleus
Source: RefSeq, a predicted model, not a curated record
AGACGAAAAGAUCAACCUUAUGACGGAUAUAAUUUUGUGCAAUAUUUGGGGAACAGAACACAAAGAAAAAAAUGGGUCUUGGUUUAUAUAGCGUACACGCCCUGCAUAGAGCAUGGAUGGAUGUGUCAUAAGAAGAUUGGUGUUGCUGUAUUGAAGCGGCCCAAAACUAGACUGGCUUUACCACGUCCGGCAGAGCGGGAAGUUCGAUUUGCAGCUCAUGGUUUGUGAAGACAGGAAGAACAACAUGCACCAUGAUGUUGAGGGCGAGAAGACCCCCCAGACAACUAAGUGUUUUGGACAGUACAAAUUCACAGCAGAGGAAUACCUGGCAGUACAGAAUGCAUUGCGGCAGAAGCUGGGGCCAGAGUACAUCAGUACCAGGAUGGCUGGAGGGGGCCAGAAGGUGUGUUACGUGGAGGGCCAUCGUGUGAUCAGCCUGGCUAACGAGAUGUUUGGCUACAACGGCUGGUCUCACUCCAUCUCACAGCAGAACGUUGAUUUCGUAGACCUUGUUAAUGGAAAGUUCUAUGUUGGCGUCAGCGCUUUCAUCAAGGUCCAGUUAAAGGACGGGUCCUUCCAUGAGGAUGUGGGCUAUGGCGUGAGCGAGGGGCUCAAGUCGAAGGCUUUGUCGCUGGAGAAGGCCAGGAAGGAGGCCGUCACGGAUGGAAUGAAGAGAGCACUCAAAUGUUUUGGCAACGCCCUGGGUAACUGUAUCCACAAUAAGGAAUACCUGAUAGCUAUCAACAAGAUCCCCAAACAGCCCACCCCUCCUCUAGACCCCGCCCAAACCAAGCGCACAGACGGUGAGCCUAUGAUAGAGAAAGCUCGUUUGUCCAGCUUGGCCCACGACAACAACAUGACCGGAUCCUCACGAAACCCAUUGGAGCUCAGAACCGGCCACCAGAACCGUUCGGAAGGCCGGAGCCGUGCAACCGAAGUCCAAACCGUACUCUUUCCCUCCCCUAGUAUUGGUUCCAAACUACAGCCAGAUCAGCUGGACAAGAAGGAAAACAUUGAUGGUCCUCUUUUAGAGCCUUCGGAUGAUGGAGUCUCUGAAGGACAGACAGACCCCAAGCAGCUGAGAAAGCUCAAGCAGCAGCAACUCCAGCAAAAGUUCAGAAAGGAGAUGGAAACCAGGAAACAAACACCGAAGCACGAGAAAUCUAAAUUCAAAUCUGAACAUAUCCAGACCAGCAUUGGUCAGAAACCUCCUCAAGAAGAUGACGCAGAGCUCUGGAACUUCACCCUGGAGGGGAUCGAGGAGCUGAACGGCUCCGCAGAGGGGGGCCUGAGGCCGACCCCACCCGGAAACCACCAGAUGCAGACGCGCAGUAUGACCCCUCAGAGGGAACCCAAAAGUCCUGGAAGGCCCCGAGAUGGAGAUCCCCCGCAGGGCGGUCCGACAUACUGCCACCAAGCCCCCGGGCAAGAUGUCCCCCAGUAUGGAAACAGACAUCCCGAUCACCCCCAGGGCCAGGGGUUCAGCCCAUACAGACAAGGGCAAUACAUGAAAAAACGGAAACUGGACACAUGAACGAAUACAAAACAAAUGAAUGUUCCUUUUCAAUGUUUUAAAAGAUUUUACAAUUUUUUUUAUAUUUAUUUGUUAAUGUGAACAAUGCAUUUCUAUUGUUAUUUCUUUUGUUGGUUGAUAUGUAUUUCUUCAUGCUUGGUGUUUCUGUAAACCAGGUAAAAUAAAACGUUGCUUGUUAUCACGUAAGUUCCAUAGCAGUCCCUCUUCAACCAUUUCCAUUCUACAGGUGAGGGUUUAAUUGUUUAGUGACGUCAAGGUCCAUAUUUAGUGUGACACCAACAUUGUCCUACACUAUCGAACACAGGAUUAUUGAUGCGGUGUGUAGACGAGGCUGGUUGCCCAAUAGUAUGCUGAACUGGUUUUAAAUGGCUAUGCUGCUUUUGUCGACGAGACCUUAUAAAAAAUACUUCCUGGAAGAAGAUCUAGAACAAGGAGCUCAAUGGCAUAAUGCCCCGAUAGUAAUUGGUCCAUUACAAGAUUAUGAUUCCUGUGAUAAAACCAAAUUGGACACUUGACAUUAAGUCAAUCUUUGAACCAAAAAAAAAAAAGUCAGGAGCUUUACAUUUUUAUUUGUACAUUUUGUACAAUGUGAAAAACAUACACAAAUCCAGAGAACACUGAGUCACAGGAAGAUAGCAAAGAGGGGGACCGAUAUAAAGAGCACAACAGGAUGCUUGUGAACAAGUUUUGGAACAUAUAUUGAGUAUUUUCUGUAAUAUCGACAGUAGCUGUGUAACACAUUAGUAAGGUGCUGUACAGUGGUUAAGUUGUGAGUUGGUUGUCUGUAGAAUGAAACCCAAAGGAUCUAGCAUGCAAGAUUCAUACUGACCAAUAAUUUAAUAUGCUGUGCUCGCGACUGGUCAAUCGCUAAAAGAAAAUCAGUUCAGCGCUUUGUGUGUUCGUACAAAUGAGAGGAGGAAAUCAAUACAUGAGAUCGCUAUAUUUCAUUAUCAAAAAAGAUGGAGGUCAAUAACACCCCUCAAUAACAUGCAAAUGUUUUCCGUUAUCCUCAGUCCCUAUAAAACUUUAACCAUUGCAUAUUCUGCAUUGCAGCAACUUGUAUUUUCUCUAGAGAAGUUAAAAUAAUAGUCCAAUCUAUAGGGAAGGGAAAGGUUCACAAUAAAGACUAAAUGGCACUCACGUAGCAGGAGAGAACAGAAGCUCAACCGUGUUACCAUAGGGCUUCACUGAUCACCACGGCUAUGAAGAUAAUGUAAUGGCUAUGAAUGUUGUCACUGAUACAUAGCCAAAAACACAAAAAAAAAGAAAAGACGUCUGAGGAUUUCCCAAAAGUUCCCAAAUACAUGUGCUUGUUGUUCUGGACUACGGUCCUCAGUUGCUCCAAACCUCUAAAACCUUUAACAACAAUAUGGUAUCAUUUUAAUCAGCCAUAUAAACAUGAGUUGUUGUAGUAUGCGUUAUAACCUUGAGUAUUUUUUCUGCAGUACCGUGAAAGCUACAUUAUUACUCUAGCUUGCUCAGGCCUGGGUGGAUGUGGGACUUAUUGUGAAGGACACAAGGCACUAAUGUUCUGCAGGUUACUCGGGGUUGAGUGUGUAUGCAUGGCGGGGCCAGGUCGUAGUCAGUACAUAACGGCUCUAUGAUGAAAGCGUUACAUGGAACCACUUACCUCACGUUAAUUAUAUAUAUUCAUAUAUUUAUGUACACAAUAUAGUAGAAAAGGGCCGGUCAAAGAUAAGAGCUUAAUAAAACGCAGGGUACCUCCCAGGUUAUGUAGGAUACCAAUAAUGACAACCCUGCAAUUGCACUUUUAUAUUCCUUUAACUACAUGUUGUUUAACAACCUUUAAUAAUAAUUACAGUGAAACAUCAAAAUCUGAUGGCUGAAUACAGGUCCAUAAAGAACACCUUGUUCGUCUCAUUAAAUAUACAUGUAAAAAAAACGGACACCAGCGUGACAGAGUGUGAGAUUAAGAGUGACAACCCUAGAGUAUUGUCAUUUGGGGGGAGAUGGCGAGAUUAACAUCCAUGUUCUGAUACGAGGGAUCAAGAGUAUCCCGGUGAAACCGUCUCCUUGGAGAUCUGCUCGCCAACGCACCUGCAGCCACUUGAGUCAUCACUACCCCGCUAACGUCACUCAAAGCCAGACUCCGGGAGAGGAACCCAAAGGACGCUCCACCAUGAGCAUGAAUGGUGCGACUCUAAUGCAUAUGGAUGGACGCACAGAGUGACAAACCUAAGCACAGAAGACACCCGACUUUCUCACAAAGACAAACAUCCUAAACAAGGGAGUUCAAACCCAGUGAAGAAACAUUUAUGUACAAGGUCUUUCCUUAGGCUAAGGCCUGGUGCUCUCAAGUGACACCCUCUUCUGGUGGCACUUAUCAAAGUCAUCGCUCUCCCUCAUCGCCUUCUCUUCAUCCACCACCUGACAUUUUCUCCUUUUA